Hylaeus volcanicus is the source of this 853-nucleotide messenger RNA. It is a transcript of the gene Chchd2, whose product is annotated as coiled-coil-helix-coiled-coil-helix domain-containing protein 10, mitochondrial. The record is from RefSeq and is a predicted model, not a curated record. Lineage: Eukaryota; Metazoa; Arthropoda; Insecta; Hymenoptera; Colletidae. Gene Ontology annotation, biological process: mitochondrion organization. Gene Ontology annotation, cellular component: nucleus; mitochondrion. The coding region runs from base 141 to 581 and encodes 146 amino acids. The transcript is spliced from 3 exons.
AGCGUUUCAAUUGCGUAACGUGUUCAAGAGAUCAAAGAGAUUCGGCAGCGUACGAAGAGAUUUCACAGUGUUCGAAGACAUUUUCGAGAGUUUAGACGUGCGAAUUAACAAACCAAAUCUAAAGUACAAAGGUAUCAAACAUGCCACGACGGGGACGUGCAUCUGCUCCUCCACCAAGGACUGUUAGGCGGGCAGCACCACCUCCAGCUCCAGCUGCGGUAGCACAUCCACCAGCCCAUGCUGCUUCAGCAACACCCAUGGUUGCUCAGCCUCAGCAGCCAUCCCUUAUGGGACAAAUGGCUGCCACUGCUGGAGGUGUAGCCAUUGGUUCAGCUGUUGGUCAUACAAUUGGACAUGCUAUGACUGGCCUUUUCAGUGGUGGCUCCGAUGAAGCUGCUGCUGUACCUGCUGCAGCACCUGUGGCAGCGCAGAGCUCUCCAGCUUCUGCACCUGCCACUGGCGCAUGUGCAUGGGAAGUUAGACAAUUCUUGGACUGUGCCCAGAAUCAGUCUGACCUUACAUUGUGUGAUGGGUUCAAUGAAGCCCUUCGUCAAUGCAAAGCUUCUCACAAUAUGAUUUGAAGCAGUAUUUUUGAAGAAGUGGACAGUAGGAGUUACUAGAAAAACUUUAGAAAAUUGAUACUAUAUGAAAUUUUAAUCUGAUAGGCGACAUACAAAAAAAAAAAAAAAAAACACAUGAUCCUAUUGUAUUAAAAGAGAAAUAUCCACUUUUAUCAUUUAUUACUAUAUCUAUUACAUGCAAAUAUUACUAUGAUGAUAUAUGUAUCUAAUUGGAAGCAGCAUAGGAAUAAAAUUAUGUUUAGACAAUUUAUUUACAAAUUGAUUUAACUGUA